Linepithema humile (Argentine ant) is the source of this 1020-nucleotide messenger RNA. It is a transcript of the gene Prosbeta6, whose product is annotated as proteasome beta6 subunit. The record is from RefSeq and is a predicted model, not a curated record. Gene Ontology annotation, cellular component: proteasome core complex. NCBI's taxonomy places the organism in Eukaryota, Metazoa, Arthropoda, Insecta, Hymenoptera, Formicidae.
GUUUUGCCACCCGAGACUGUUUGAGGUUAGACUGCGUCUCCGUUGGAAAUUGUAGUGUCAUUCAGUGUUACAAGCAGCAGAAUUUUUAAACUUUAACUUAAAAAAUACGAUAAUGGCUCUUUUGACAGAUAACGGAAAAGGGUGUUUACCUGAUUACGAGGUACAGGGAGCAAAAAAAGUGAGCUUUAGUCCAUAUUCUGACAAUGGAGGGAGUGUAGUGGCUCUCGCAGGAGAUGACUUCUGUGUUAUAGGUGCAGACACGCGUCUCAGUACGGGAUUCUCUAUUUACACUCGAGAACAGGAUAAGUUAUUUUCUUUGUCGAAUACUACCAUUUUAGGCUGCUCUGGCUGCUGGUGCGAUACUUUGACGUUAACUCGUCUCUUGUCUGCUCGCAUGCAGAUGUACCAACAUGAACAUCAAAAGGAGAUGACAACUCCAGCAGCAGCACAGAUGCUUUCAAUAAUGCUAUAUCAUAAAAGAUUCUUUCCUUAUUAUGUCAGCAAUAUACUUGCUGGAUUAGAUGAGAAUGGGAAAGGCUGUAUAUACAGUUAUGAUCCGAUUGGACAUUGUGAAAAAACUACAUAUAGAGCAGGUGGUUCAGCAGGUGCGCUUUUGCAACCACUUCUCGAUAAUCAGAUUGGAUACAAAAAUCAAGAAGGCAUUGUUCCUACACCCUUGACUCAAGAAAAAGCUGUGGCAAUCUUGAAAGAUGUAUUUACUUCUGCAGCUGAGAGAGAUAUAUAUACAGGUGAUGGAAUAACUAUUAAAAUUAUCACGAAAGAUGGAAUAAAAGACUCCAGUUUCGCAUUAAGAAAGGAUUAAUAUGGAAAUAAGGAAGAGCAUUUAUACACUCUCUGGUAUUUGCGCAAAUAAAGUUAUUUGAAUACUUGAAUAUUUCGUUAUUAAAAUUUUUCUCUCAAAUACUUUUUGAAGAGAAUAGUACACAAUGGGAUAAGAAAAUUUGAGAUGUAUAAAUGAAAGUAUAAGAUACAAAUAUAAUGAUACAAAUAUUACUUAAA